Molecule: messenger RNA, 2539 nt
Organism: Amyelois transitella
Lineage: Eukaryota; Metazoa; Arthropoda; Insecta; Lepidoptera; Pyralidae
Product: piggyBac transposable element-derived protein 3
Exons: 2
Coding region: 318-2255 (645 amino acids)
Source: RefSeq, a predicted model, not a curated record
ACAUUAUCCCUACAAGGCACUCAGUGACUCAUCGGGAACACUCAUAGAAAAGGUUCCCUACACGUUUAUUAAAACUGAUAUAGACUUCUGUUGGGUUUUUGUAGAAACUUUACUAGUAUAGCGAUUACGUAAUACAGAUAGUUUGGCAUAGAUGGCGGUAUCGGUCACUAGGCAAAGAACAGAACUUCAAAUUCGGGGUGUCGUCGCGAGUUCAUUAAUUCCACAUAUUGAAAAAAAUAUAAAAGUUGUUUUAUUGGAGUUUUGGACAGUAAAAAAAUUAUUGUAGUUUUAUAAUAGUGUUCACUUUGACUCGGAUUAUGGCUAGAAAAAGAUUAUUUGAGGAAGAAAUUAUACAUUUCUUGACUAUACCAUCGGGUAGCGAAGAUGGCGAAGAUUCUUCUGCAGCCGACAGUGAUGAAGAUACUGAAAGAUUACGAUCCACUCUUAGCUUUUUGCCAGAAUCACUUAAUGACAUGGAAGCAAAUCAAUGUCCUUCUACUAAUGAAGAUACAAGUCACGAAAACAGACAUGAACCAAGCCCUCGACCCAGUACUUCGGGUGCAAUUUCAGAGCCCACUGCAGGUAUUGUUCAACCGUCACCAACAGCCAGACAAUCUUCGACUUUUGUGAGUAUUGCCACAUCUAACAGAACUAAAACCAAGGUCUCUUGCUCUCAAAGAAAAAAAAGGAAGUUCAUCUGGAAAAAGAAGUCUUUUCAACCAGUUCUGCCUCAGUUUACUGGAAACACAAUUUUACCGCCAUCGAUUUCACAAUUUGAAACACCCUUACAAUAUUUUCUAUGGUUUUUUGAUAAUGAAUUAUUAGAACACAUCACAGAAGAAAUGUACAAAUUUAGCAUCCAAAAAAAUGUUUCGAAGCCAUUUCAUAUUUCAGUGUCAGAGUUAAAAAAGUUUUUAGGUAUAUGUUUGACCAUGAGCUUAGCACCACUGCCAAAUAUACGAAUGUAUUGGGCAAGUGAACUGGGCAUACCGUUGAUAAUGGAGACAAUGCCAAUUAAUUAUUUCAAAAAAAUCUGCCAGUACUUACAUUUUAAUGAUAAUUCAUUGCAACCACCUUCAGGUUCGCCAGGCUAUGAUCGUCUACACAAAAUCAGGCCUUUAUUGGAAACACUGAAGAAAAAGUGUCAAAGUAUACCAAAAAGAGAAGCGUUGUCAGUCGAUGAGCAGAUGUGUGCGACAAAGGCUUCAAAUUUUCUACGACAAUACCUUCCGAACAAGCCACAUAAAUGGGGGUAUAAGCUGUUCAUACUUUGCGAUGAUCGUGGGUUUGCUUACGACUUUGAAAUUUAUUCGGGGAUGGAGAAUGAUCCUAAUCUUAGAUCCUCAACUGAACCAGACUUAGGAGCAAGCGCAAAUAUUGUCGUACGUCUAGCAAGGUUCAUACCCAGAGACCAACAAUAUAAAUUAUACUUUGAUAAUUAUUACACAUCGCCAGAAUUAAUUUCAUAUUUGUCAAAACAAGGUAUACAAUCAUUGGGAACCCUGAACAAAGGUCGGUUGGGAAAAGAUCUAAACAUACCAUCUCUAAAAGAUCUGAAAAAAGAUAAGAUCGAUAGGGGAUCCUCCGAGGAAUGGGUGGCUAAUGUUGAUGACACAGAGAUUGCUACUAUAAUGUGGUACGAUAACAAGCCAGUUGUGCUCUCAUCAUCGUUUGUGGGACGAGAGCCAGUACAUCAAGUGAAGAGAUAUUGCAAAAAAGCUAAAAAAUAUAUUUAUGUUGAUUGUCCUCAAAUAGUGAAAAUUUAUAAUCAGCACAUGGGAGGUGUCGAUCUGCUCGACUCAUUUCUGGGUAAAUAUAAAAUAAAAAUAAGAACCAGAAAAUGGUAUUUGAGAUUAUUUUACCACCUUCUAGAUGUUGUGGUUAUAAAUAGUUGGUUGCUAUACAGACGAGUUGGAGAGCAGAACGGGACACCAACCCCUCUAAAACUGAGAGACUUCAAGUUUGAAGUUGCAAAAAGUCUCUGUAUGUCUGGUCUAUCGAUGAACAAGAAAAGAGGUAGACCAUCAUCUGCGUCUACUGAAAUUGAGCUGAAAAGGACUAAGCGUAAUACUGCAAUCCUGCCUCCUCCUGAUGUCAGAAGUGAUGGGUUUGAACAUUAUCCUAUUUGGGGUUUGAAACGUCAACGCUGUAAAUAUCCCGGAUGCAAAGGCAAAACUUUCAUUACAUGUGAAAAAUGUCGUGUGGAACUUUGCUUCUAUAAAGAUAAAAAUUGCUUUCGGAAUUUCCAUCAAUAGCACUGUUAUAAUUUUAUUUCGUUUAUUAUAUUUUUUUUUCUUUUUAAGGGCUUACAAUGAUAAUUAUAAAACAUGUUGUAUUAAUCAAAGUGGGGUAGUCCAUUUGUACUGAUUCGAUGCCAAAAAGUAGUAUUAAGGCACAAUGUACCUCAGCGGGAACCAAAUAAAAAAAAUAUAUUUCUACGUAAAUAUUUGGUUUUGAUUUUUUUUAUUAUUUUUCCCGGACUUCUAGUGGUAAACUAUAUAACAUACAUUUUACUCGAAAAGAAAAAAAAAAUCGUGCC